UCCGGUUUCUCCUCCAGUGUUUACAAUCUUAUGUGCCUGAAUCUGGUCAAAUAUUUUGUGCUUCGUUUGCAAUUAAUAGCUACAUCUGCAACAGAAUGAAGGAUACUAUUUGUCGAAAAUCAAUGGAGAUGUGUGCCCAUAGAAUCACACGAUCUAUGAUUAAUUAAUGGAAUAGACUACCCAAAAGUCUGCGACCUCUGGCUCGUUUUCACUGAUGUGUUUUUUUCAUCACUCGCUUUGUGUAUUUCAUUUUAGGAUGCCUAUGUUAUUCCGUCAGCUACCUAAGGGAUGACAGUGACAUUUUAGUAUGCCUGAUGAAGCAUAUUGUGAUGCCCAUAUGUGAUUUCUUUCAUGUUGUGUUUUCAUUUGACUUAUGCCUGGGAAAUCAAAUUUAAGAACCACAAAGGUUAAUGCAUUCCAUUUAUUUAAUUAUUGUUAGAUUUGUAUAAUAUAUAAGCAUGGACAAACGAAGAGUGUUAUCAAAGAAAAAAGACUCUGGCUUGAAUGAGGGUAUAGCAGGCAGAUAUGUGAAACGGGACACUCCGCCUAUUCUACGAAAUUAUCACACACCUGUUCGACAGGGCACAAACUUCCAGCGGCGGACGGCCAGGUCCCCUGCAUCCUACAUUCCUCAUCAAGUUAGUGGCAAUGUCAUCCCCAACACCAUGGCGUCGCCACAGUCCCGGCUUGCUGGUCAGCCUGCCCAGUAUGCCCUGGUCUCCACCAGUGCCCCGGUGCAGAUGGACAGACAGAUGUACCAGCACUACCAGCAACAACAGGCACCAAGCUCACAAGGACAAAUGUCUCAGCUCAGUCAAGGGAUUCAGAAUAUACGUAUUGCCUCCCCUGCUCCUUCAAGAACUGAAACCACGCCUCAAUCGCGUGGCGUUAAUGUGGCGUAUGCAUAUCCAGUGGGUGCUAUGUCCAGUGCUACCACUGCCUUGUCAAACACAGGAGGACCCAUCUCAAUACCUCAGAGUGGUCACUAUCAAAAUUUACAAAAUCAGCAGUUACAAAAUAUACAGCAGACAUUUCCUACCCAUCAAGUGGAGGACCGAAACCCUAAUUCUCAUGGGAUGAUUCGAGAAGAUGAUAACCAGGAACCUGUGACAACAGCUGCAGCACACUACGGCUUCAGCAACUACAACAACAGUGGUGAGUACUUCAACCUACAGUAUGACGACAACUACCAGAUCCAGCAGUACCACCAGGAGAUCCGCAACCACUACGCUCAGCAGAACCCUGCCAACCAGCAACCUGUCCCAACCAGCAUGUACUCCCAUGUGGAACACAUCACAACACAAGAAGUUCAUUCCACAACAUCAUCAUCAACUGGAUAUGGUUCAGAAGAGAUGCCCCUGCCGGUCGGCUGGUCAGAAGACUGGACAGUGAGGGGGCGCAAGUUUUACAUUGACCACAACACACAGACCACCCACUGGAGCCACCCACUGGAGAAGGAGAACCUCCCCUCGGGAUGGGAAAGGAUAGAAUCCAAAGAAUAUGGCAUCUUCUAUGUCAACCAUGUGUCAAAGACUGCUCAAGUUCAGCAUCCAUGUACUACACUAGUCCCGCAGCAUGGCUUGAUGUUGAGCUAUGGCCGCCAGCCACAGAUACCCCUGCACAUAGAGUACCGCCCACCGAGACAAACCAACGUCCUCGUACCUGCUAACCCUUAUCUUCAUACAGAAAUUCCCCACUUUCUAAUGGUGUAUUCUAAAGCUCCCCCAGAUCAUGAUCACAAACUGAGGUGGGAGUUGUUUCGCCUCCCAGAACUGGAAUACUAUGAUGCUCUGCUUGUCCGACUGUGUAAGGAAGACCUGAAGAAAAUAGUUAUGACAUAUGAAGCAUAUCGGGGUGCCCUGUAUCGAGAGCUGGAACGGAGGAAGGAGGAACGACAGCGAGAACAGCAGGAACGUCAGCAAGAACAACAGCAACAGCAGCAAUUAAGAAUGCUCACGCAGAACAUUGAAACUAAAGUCUAGUGUUAACCUGAAGUUAAUUUAUUGGUCUAAUUUUAAGUUAAAAUGACAAGUUAUUCAAUAUUUCAUAAAGAAAUUUGAAUCCAUUUCAAUAAUGACGAAAUGGCAUUUCAGAUGUUGUUAAUGUCACAUUAUUUGGCACUUUUAUAAGAAAAUGAUUAUAAAGAUUUAAACACUGUAAAGGUUAUCAUAGUUGUGCUACUACUAAUUUUUCAUAGAAUUUUAAUAUUAUUUAAAUAGUUGAUACAGUGUGUAUGUUGCAAGGUAACAAUAUUACUUGAUAAAAGUGAUUAUAGAAGUGUGUGGGAAAAAUAUGUGAUACAAAAUUUAGGUUAAACUGAUGGUACAUAAAUAUAUGUGAUACAAAAUUUAGGUUAAACUGAUGGUACAUAUAUUUUUAGGUGUUGACUACUGUAUGCUAUGCUUAUUCGUUUACACAUAAUUCAUAUGACAUAAUUAUCAGUUAAAUACUGAUACCCUCAUUUGCACAUAGAAUGGUAAAACUGAGAGCUUAACGCUUAUGGCCAUUUUCAUUGGAAAUACUCAAGUGUUGGGAGUAGAGACAGUACUCUGAGAAAGUCUCCGCUAUAUGCAUCUUACGCUAGUUUGUGUUUAUGAUGUUGUGUAAUCUUGUUUAAGUUAUGGUUGUCUUUCACUCACUCACUCACUCACGGACACACACUCACUGACAUACACUCACUCACUCACUUAUUCACUCACUCAUUUAUUCAUUUGCUGUAAACUCAGCAUGAGGUAGGAAACUGGGGUGAGAUGUUAAGUCCUUGUUUGUUUCCUGUAUAGGGUUAUUGGUAGCUUAGUGGGUUUGCGUUUUCUUGUCAUACCAAAGACCUCGGGUUAAAUGUCUGAAGCUAAUCCUUGUUGGCUUGAAUAUUGCUAAAAGCAGUGUAUAACCUUUCUCUGUAUUCUUGCAUUUUCUAAUGACUCAUUUUUGUAUUUACAUGCAUACAUUCUUGCCUACAAUGUAUAACAGGCACAAUUGUCGCAAUGAAAAUGGCCAUUUGUUUGAAAAAGUUAGAAGUCAGGAAAUAUUUUACAUGUUAAAAGAAUAAAAACAGGGUUGACAUACCUGUUGCAUGAACUUAUUCUUCUGUGGUAAGACAUGGAUAAAUAGUCAACAUGGUAUCUUUUCUAUAUACUUUGUCAUCUGUCAACUUCUAAGAAAUGCCUAUCAAACAAUUCAUCUGUAUCUCUCUCUGUCAAGAUCUGAUGAAACCUCUAUAGGAAGUCGCAAUAGGUUCCUUGAGUGAACUUUGAUGAUCCAAUUGAAAUGAGGGAUAUGUGGUGGAUAAGCUUAUCAGAUGUCAGCUUUCUUGAACAAUUCAUCUCACCUUAUUAAACUGGCAGCUUAGACAGCACUUUGUUGACAAUUUUACUAAUGGUUGGCAUGGAGAAAUUAAUCCUCAGCUGAAAGAAAUUCUUAUGUUGUUGGUGGAAAGAAAUUACUGAAACAACAGGGUAUGAAAUAUCCACAAAAUAGCUUGGUCAUUCAUGUUCACCAUUCUGAAUUGUCAGUUCAUGUUUGUUUUCUACAGAAGUUAAAUAUGCUGCCAGGAAUGGUUCAAUCACUUGUAAUGAGAAUUUAGAAGUCUCCCGAUAAUUGGUUGAUCUGAAAGUUCACCUCAUGUGACCUCUUGAUUGGAGAGUAUGGCAGGUCGUGACGGAGACAGAGAGAAUAAUAUUAAAAGAUGUUAUAAGUUUAAUGCUAUUGGAGCCUCACCACAGCCAUGCUUAUUAAGAGAAUGUGGAGAAUGGGGUUUUUCACUUGCAAGCUGGAUGUCAUCUUAUUCAUUGUCUGGUUUAAUCAUACCAAUGUAAGGGCUGGUUAAUUUAUAUGACCACACCUUGAAAAUCAGUAUUCAUUUUAAACUUUCAUCACCUGGCCCAAAGUGCUCAGAUUCUUGCAUGGUGGCACAGUGUCCUGGUACUUUUCCACAUUUAUUGUAAUUACCCAAACAGAACAUUUGUGUUAAUAUUCCAAGCAGUAUUUGAUUCAUGAAAUUGUAAUAUGAAUUGUAAACACCACCAUGGAGCCAGCUAAAUCAAACAAACAUGUUUUAACUUGGUCAAUUGUGGCACAUGUGUACCUCAAACCAAGUCUAAUACAGCCAAAUCACAAGAAAAAUGAGGUGAGGCAGGAGGUUUUUCAAACGAUGGGGAUGAUAAUCUGAUGAUUAAUAUAUGAUGGUCCAAAGGGUCCUAGAUUAGGUCAAUUGAAUCUAACCAAACAGGAUUUAUACCAUCUUAUCCAUCGUUGUGUUUGGUGAGGAGAGUUUGUGAGCAAAUACUGGUAUACACGGACACUAUCAAGUUUGUCAUGCAACUGAGAUAGGUGAGCUACAGGAUCUUUGGCUACAUACUUUUCCACCCAAAAUGUAUGUAAUUAGAAAUCAGCUCUAUUUUUAAUUAACCUUUCUUUUUUCAUUAACAUUUUCAUUCUGUCUGUUGAAGACAUGGUAAAGGUCACAGAAUUGUUUUCUGUAUUUUGCUUUUGCAUGGAUACAAUGGGAAUUAUCAAUACCCGUAAGCAUUAUUUUAGUGCAAGUUUAAUUUUCUUGCAUUUCUUACAGGACAAUUAUGUCUGUAAAUCUAAUGAAUAUGAAAACAUAGUUUUUCAACUCUGUGUGACAUAGUUUUCAAGCUAUCUAAAACAGUAAGGAUAAGAAUUUAUGGAUGAACAACUUCUUUAAUACAAUUAAGAGCGACGUUUCAUCACUUGCUUGAUAACGGUGUUAGAACCUACACCGAAACAUCGCUCUUAAUUGUAUUAAAGAAGUUGUUCAUCCAUAAAUUCUUAUCCUUCCUUUGUACUCCAACUUCUAGAUGCCUAUCAAAGAAGUUAUCUAAAACAGUUUACCAGCAAUGUCGUACAUUGGUUCAAACAAUACUGCAAUCCAUUUCUCCCAUACUGCUCACAUUUGACGAAUUACAAGAACACAUGGUGCUUAUCAUCCCCUAGUCCAUCUUCCUGGGGUCAGAGUUUCCACUAUCCUAUAAAAAAGCCUAGUUUCCACCCUUGAAAUUUCAAGCCUACUUUUCUGUGCUAAAAUAUGAUUGGACUAAUGCACAUAUUAAUAGUCCAGUCAGAGAACGUUUACAAAAACAUCAUCUUUGUUUUGAAAACGUGGUCACUGCUAUAGCCACAGCCAUCAUCUGUCAAAUUUGCUCUGAAAUUAUUCCAAAAAGUAAGCUAAGAUAAAUAUUUUCAAAGUGUUUCGAAGUUUUCAAACAAGUCGCCUAAGUACUUCGAGUGGAAACUUCAUUGUUUUUUAACUCAAUCGACUCAUUACUUAUCGCAAUGACUUAGAUGCAAUGCUAUUUUUAGAUUAUGCCCCGCUGGGCGAUUUAUGUUGCUGCAAUGUGAAGUGUUUCUUGACACUGCAGUCUCACUAGUAUGUAUGGGGGUAUGCGUCUGUUAUUGUAAGAGUAAAAUGAAGCAGUAAUAAGUAUCUUUACUGGGUAAUCUAUCAUUUUGUUUCUCUGUCAGGGAUGAAAUCUCAGACCUUUUUGUUAUCUGAUCAACCAGGUUGUCUGCUAUGGUUGUCAUCUUUGUGAAGUCAUUCGAAAUAAGAACAGUGAUCUGAUUGGAUAUUAUGUUUUCAUCACAAGGGACACAACUCAUGUUCUACACAGGGUGGUGCCAUGAUCAUAUAUAGGCUAGUGGACACUCUUGCCUCAGGAAGAUGCCUCUGAUCUAGAAUUUUGAAUCAAGUUUCUUAUUAAAAAAAAAAGAGUGGUUAUCCUAUUAUGACAAUUAGCAAUAAAUAUCGGGAUUCAAAGGAGAUGCAGUAGAUGAAUGCGUCUCAUUUCAUAGACAACGAACAAGAAAAUCUCAGUCAGGUAGUAUUUGACAGUCAUACAACAGUAUUUAUUAGAUGCAUACUACAAGCAUUGGGGGUAUAUUCUGAUCAGCUCAGAUUAAUUAUUUCAUGCUUGUGUUGACAAAUUCAGGGCUUACAAAUCAAAUUUAAUGUUGUAAAAAUAACAAGGUUUCAACAGUUAUUAAUGGUAUAGGUCUGUCAUGCAGUGACCAUAUAGGAACCAGUUUUUACAUACCGGUACUUGUAUUGAGAAAGGAUGCAUUUGUGUAGUAAAAUAUUUUGCACAGAUCAUGGUUUUAGAAGAUAUAGUUUGGAGAAGAUGAAUUCGAUAGUAAUGCUUAGUAGGAAAAGAACACCAAAAUUUAACAUAACAGUAGAAUAACUUUUGCAGCAAGAGUGCUGGAAUUAGUCUAUUAAAGAGUCCUGUUGGUUUUGUGUGUGAUGAUGCCAUGGUGUACCAGUAGUCCUUGCUGUAAGUUUGUUGUCAACAACUUGAGCUCUUUCAAACAGACUAAGUUACACCCAAUCUUUACAUUCAUAAUAGAAGGCUAGGUGACCAUUUUACACAUAAGGAGAAAACAAGUAUCAAAUGGUACUAAAUAGCAUGAGGUCUUUUCAUGAAAGUCAUAUUCUUGGUCUCAAGUUAUUUUUUAAAUAAUUUUAGUUAUAAUCAAACUAGUAAAGGUUUAUUUUUAGGGGCAUUCUCACAUGUAUUUAGUGAGUAUCUUUUCAGUAUAUUGUAACAGUUAUUUUUUAUUUAUGAUACUUUUUUACAAACUGUAAAACGUGAAUUUAACACAUAUGAAUACUAUGAUACUUAUGUACAAUUAUUGAUGAUCCUAUAUUAUUUUUUCAUUAGGUUACUCUUGCAUUAACUAAUAAUACCUGUAUGUAACACGGAUUAUAGUUCCUUAUCAAUUUUUAUAAUGCAUUUGAUAGACCCUUUAGGCACGCAUUGAUGAAUAAGGAAGCAUGUAAGGUCAAUGGAAUGGUACACAUUAAAUGCAGUAUGGUCUUCUAUUAAAGGUUCCUGUGAUGAAGAGUGUCAUGCAUUUCUUUCUGAAUGUUAAAAGACCUGGAAAAAAGUUAAAAACCACUCCUUUCUAGUGUGCAUAUGUUUGCUUCCACCAUGUGUCCACAUACCUUUUGCAGAUAUGGACACAUGACAUUGAUCUCAUUUUGAUAAAUGUCUAUUAGAUACCACUGUACCUGCUUAAGAGUUGGUACAAGAACAUUAUUUGUUCCUCCAGGUGGAUGCAGGUACUAAGGCAUCAUGUGAUGCAGACAAGCAGAGGAAACAAGUGAAAGGGUAAUCAAACUAACUGUUGCCAUGGAACCAAACAAGUCAUAUGAUAAUCGACUCUGGUUUGUUUUUCGACAUGGGUUUGUCACUAUGUACAGAAAGCUAGUACUGGAUGCCGUUUAUGAGUAUGUCUAUUUUAUGUGGAAAUAAGUAGUAAGCAGUGCUUAACUUUGUCCAUGUGCAUAGAAAUAACUGCAGUGUGAUUCUGUUGUCAUCCUUCAGUGGAAUUACAUUGAAGGAGAGCAUAAUGAACUCAGGAUUGUCAUAGUCUCCCACCUCAGGUUUUCCUUCAUCUAAUUUCGUACAUGAUGUUUUCAUUUGCAUUCGGUUUGAUCUGGCCAGAUUGUGGUAAAACUGACAAAGUGUUGUCCUCGCUUAGAAAGAAUAAUGUGAAUAGGAUUGCAUGAGAUCAAAUUCUCAUGACUGUUUCGAGUGUUUGGCCAGCCCUCACAUGAAAACAUGACACAUUUCUCUAGAGAAGGAUAUAAUGAGAUGGGACUAUUGUGUUUGGUGUACAAUCAAAAUAUCUUCCACCUGUAGACAUCCAUCCUUCGAGUUCCUGACUAAUGUUUGUUGGUAUUACAAUGCUCUAUAAAACAUUCACCGUUAGUGUCUGACAUUAGUACGGUUGAGUAUGAUGGUUAUCUGACAAUUGCUGUGAAUGUCUGAGAGUUCAAUCAGUUAGAUAUCUGUUUUUCAGUUUGUGUUCUAUUAACCUACCUGUCAGAGAAUAUGUAGGAGUUUGAAGAAGUCAGGAAUAUAUUUGAGUAUCAUUUCUUCAGGAAUCAAUUAUUUGAAAUCAGUCAAUCUGACAAAUUGUAAGAAUUGGUAUAGACUUAUAUGUAGUUAUUCGUUGACAAGUAAGUAGUAACUAAAACUGGAACCAUGUUUCCCAAAAGUGGUAAAUUGCCAUAACUUCUCUUACCUUUGGUUUUGUCUCCUAACACUUGUCAAUGUUUUUCAGGAUUUUGAAAAAACAACUUUUUGGCCAAAACAAAGGCAGAAAAAGGAUACCUUUAUGUCUUUUUGUCCAGUUUUUGACUAUUUAGUUUACUUCCCGUAGGACAUCUCGACAAACUUCAGGUAACCACAACACAGGACCUUUCAUCAGUCUUUAUAUAUAUGGGUUGUUUAAGAAAAGAUUCUGUACUGCAUUUAGGAACAUUGAUAUCAGUACUAUGUUAUAACCAUGGAGGAAACAGUAGGACUGUCCUUGCCAGUCUGAUGUGAAGCUGGGGUUUCCAUUCCACAGUACUUGAUGAAACUGUCAGAUAGGCUUCCAGCAUGUUUGUGUGUACAUUGUGGUUUUAUUCUACAAUGAAAAACAGAAGGUUUAUUUCGUCAAACUUCUGGAUAAUGUUCUGACAUACUGAGGUGAUAUUUGUUUUGUUCUGUAAUUGCCCUGAUGUAAGGUCCUAGGGGUCAAGAGAAUAUUCCUCUGUGAAGGAAGGCUGCCAACAAGGUGAUGUGUCAUGUACAUAAUGUCUCCUAGUGGCUGGUUCAUCAGGAGAGUAGAUGUAACAUAUGCAGUAUGGAGAUGACUAUGUCGUGUGUUUCAGUCUUUGAAAUACAUCACAAGUUCGUACUGGGCUUAAGUCAACAAAUGUACCUUUUUCUGUAAAAAAAAUGUAAAAGUAUUUCUUUUUUUACAGAGUAUCUUCAUCAAUAUGAAAGGAGGAAAAAUAUAAAUUAUUAAUUUUAUUCCUUUAAUCAAGCUAUUGAAACAAUGUAGGAUGAUUACAAAUUCAUAUUUACAACAUGUUUUCGGCCUUAGAAGUGUAUGAUUUAUGACAAGUUUAUCUAGGAUUUUAGUGAAAUAACAAUACAAUGCCAGUUUGUACAUGAUGUCAAAUCUAGAUUUUUGUACUGUCUGUAAAUAUCAUAAGCAUAUCUUCGUGUGACAGCGGUCUUUGAAGCUGUUUGAAGAUUUGGUCGUUCUGCGGGCAGAACUAAGUUUUAUACUUCAGAUGAGAAUUGUAUCAUAUUUUUUCACCUUCCAAUAUGUAUCCACCCACACUAGUGAAAGUGUUUAACAUGUUUGGGUGUCGUGUGACUCUGUUACCUAGCAGUGCAAUUGUGUCUUUUUGUAUUCUUGUUGAACGUGCGGUAGAGAGUGAUGUUUGCUGGACCGGUUGUAUUGUGGUCACAACUUGGUGUCUAUGAACCUUGUUUCACAGGGACUGAAUGGGAUCUUUGAUAAAUCACCAUGGAUGUUUUUAAGGUUUUUCUCUAUAACAGUUUACAGUCCUGUGCAAUGAUUCCACAUAUAUGUUGAAUGUACAUGUGAUUUUCUAAGAGGUUUUUCCUUUUUGAUAAGUGUUUGAUAAGUUCUUGUGAGGGUAAACUUCACUUUCACCCUUAUACAUAUGUUGUCUUCAAUGUCACAAGGUUUUGGAACUUGUUUAUGAACAUUAGAGAUUUUGUAGAAGUUAAGCUUAAGAAAAUCUGGUGCUUUUCAAUAUGUACACAUUUCAACAUGGCGCUAUUUCUAUGCUAUUUCAGUGUAGAAAAAAAUAAUAUUAUCAAAUUAUUUUCUGCAGUUUUCCUAGGUUUAUUUCUUAAGUGUAGCAGACAUAAUGUUCCUAGGUUUAUUUCUAUAGUGUAGCCAAAAUGUAUUUUCUUUCCUAAGCGUAUACCUGUACAGAAAUUCAGGUUAUUGUGUUUUAUUAUGUUCUGAAUAGAAAAGUAGCAUUUCCUUUGUAACCACGGUGGUGUGCAUUGGCGUGCAUCCCUAACAGAAUGUGAUCUUUUUACCAAACUAGAUAUUGCAUCAAAGAAAGAUAGAAUGUGUACUGUACAGUACAGUACAGUACAUCAACAUGAAAUUAUUUUAGCUACACUGAUAUAAUAGCAGUCAUGGGUUCCUUGACCUGUGGAAAUCCUUUUCAUCUUUGGUGUAUUAGGAUAGGAUACAUUGACAUCACAAAUAAUUUGCCAAAUAGAAUCACAUUAGCGUUUUCAGUGCAUUGAAUGCUUGUGGUGUGUUGUAGGUGCUCCUCCAAUGUGAGGCAUUCCCUUUUAUACCUUAUUUAAAAUCAUAAUAAGGCCCAACAAUUUUAAUUGUUUGUUUACAGAUCCUUGCAUCCCAAAUACCUCAAGGCAGGAGAUACAAACAUGCUCCUUGUGCAUAUUACCAUAUGUGUCUUGCAUACAAUACACACCCUCCUUUUCGGGAGCUCAGUUUAUGUCGGGGACAAAUUAUGACCUUUUGCUUCAGAUGAGAGAACAAACAUUGUCAAAUUGCCAAUGUGAUUGUACAAUAUGAUACAAAAGAUAAAUAGACAUGAUUAUUUUAUGUCACAAAAUUUAACUCUCUUUUUCUUUUUUACUCAGCUUUCAGUGCCAGGCAGGUCUGUAACAAGUAAUUAAAUUGGUUUGGUCUAAUGGUCAAUUAUUGUGUUGUUGUUAGUGGCCGUGAUUGGUCAGUCAGCAGCUUGUUGAACAUGACCAUGUUUGAAUUAAAUCUUGUGUAUUGUCCUUUAUCUAGUUCUCAUGAUAAGAUAACAAGUUAUUUAUAGUUGUGUGGGUCGGGCAUUUAUUGUUUUUGGAAAUAGUGCAGAUGAUAUGAAUUUCUGGAAAAAAACAAGAAUAGCUGUAUAAUUUCUAAUGUGGCAGAAAGUGAUAUAUAUCUAGCUCACUUGUUUUCAAAAUAUUUUAUUGCCCCAAAAGACAAAGGGAUUAGGCACAAAUGCACCACUUAAAGCCGCCUCCUCCUAGGGACAUUGUACAAGAAUAUUGACAGUGAAGUACCUCCUUCCCUCCUUCAUCUUCCCGAGGCAAGAGAGUUAACUGACUUUAAAAGUCCAGUUUCCACACUUGCCGAACUAGGCUGGUAUUAUGGAGUUACAGAUUUGCUGGACUAACGAGUCUGUGCAUAGUCCAAUC
Messenger RNA from Haliotis rufescens (red abalone), 11006 nucleotides. RefSeq names its product scaffold protein salvador-like. Gene Ontology annotation, biological process: apoptotic process; regulation of cell population proliferation; hippo signaling. Lineage: Eukaryota; Metazoa; Mollusca; Gastropoda; Lepetellida; Haliotidae. The transcript has 7 exons. The record is from RefSeq and is a predicted model, not a curated record. Bases 459 to 1982 code for a protein of 507 amino acids. Gene Ontology annotation, molecular function: molecular adaptor activity; protein binding.